Molecule: messenger RNA, 1779 nt
Organism: Odobenus rosmarus divergens (Pacific walrus)
Lineage: Eukaryota; Metazoa; Chordata; Mammalia; Carnivora; Odobenidae
Gene: CDKL3
Product: cyclin-dependent kinase-like 3
Exons: 12
Coding region: 1-1779 (592 amino acids)
Biological process (GO): positive regulation of dendrite morphogenesis; dendrite extension; negative regulation of axon extension
Cellular component (GO): nucleus
Molecular function (GO): cyclin-dependent protein serine/threonine kinase activity; ATP binding
Source: RefSeq, a predicted model, not a curated record
AUGGAGAUGUAUGAAACCCUCGGAAAAGUGGGAGAAGGAAGUUAUGGAACAGUCAUGAAGUGUAAACAUAAGGAUACUGGGCAGAUAGUGGCCAUUAAGAUAUUUUAUGAGAAACCAGAGAAAUCUGUCAACAAAAUUGCAACGAGAGAAAUAAAGUUUUUAAAGCAAUUUCAUCAUGAAAACCUGGUCAAUCUGAUUGAAGUUUUUAGGCAGAAAAAGAAAAUUCAUUUGGUGUUUGAAUUUAUUGACCACACAGUAUUAGAUGAGUUACAACAUUAUUGUCAUGGACUAGAGAGUAAACGACUUAGAAAAUACCUCUUCCAGAUCCUUCGAGCAAUUGAGUAUCUUCACAAUAAUAACAUCAUUCAUCGAGAUAUAAAACCUGAGAAUAUUUUAGUAUCCCAGUCAGGAAUUACUAAGCUCUGUGAUUUUGGUUUUGCACGAACUCUAGCAGCUCCUGGGGACAUUUAUACGGACUAUGUGGCCACACGCUGGUAUAGAGCUCCAGAAUUAGUAUUAAAAGAUACCUCUUACGGAAAACCUGUAGAUAUCUGGGCUUUGGGUUGUAUGAUCAUUGAGAUGGCCACUGGAAAUCCCUAUCUUCCUAGCAGCUCUGAUUUGGAUUUACUUCAUAAAAUUGUUUUAAAAGUAGGCAAUUUGACACCUCACUUACAGAAUAUAUUUUCCAAGAGUCCCACUUUUGCUGGGGUGGUCCUUCCGCAAGUUCAACACCCCAAAAAUGCAAGAAAAAAAUACCCAAAGCUAAAUGGAUUGUUGGCAGAUAUAGUUGAUGCUUGUUUACAAAUUGAUCCUGCUGAGAGGACAUCAUCUACUGAUCUUUUGCAUCAUGAGUAUUUUACUAGAGAUGGAUUUAUUGAAAAAUUCAUACCAGAACUGAGAGCUAAAUUACUGCAAGAAGCAAAAGUCAAUUCAUUCAUAAAGCCAAAAGAGAAUUCUAAAGAAAAUGAACUUAUGAAAGAUGAAAGAAAAACAACAUAUACUAAUACACUGCUAAGUACUCCAGUUUUGGGAAAGGAAGUGGAAAAAGAGAAAAAGCCCAAAGAGAUCAAAGUCAGAGUUAUUAAAGUCAAAGGAGGAAAAGGAGAUAUCUUAGAACCAGACAAGAUAGAGUAUGAAGGGGGACAUUGUCAACAGGAUGCCAUUGAAAAUGCUCAUACUAUGUCUCAAGAUACAAAACCUGUAAUCAAUGAACCACCAAACUCUGUCAAUCCCAGCACUAAUUCUAAUGGCAUGAAAGAUGAUCCACACGCUGGAGGUAGUAUGAUGAUGCCACCCAUCAAUCUAACUAGCAAUAAUUUGCUGGCUUCAAAUCCCAAUUCAAAUCUUUCCCAUCCCAACUCAAGGUUGACUGAACGAGCCAAAAAGAGACGUACUUCUUCACAAUCUAUUGGACAGGUUAUGUCUAAUAGCAGGCAAGAGGAUGCAGGUCCCACUCAAAGCCAAAUGGAGAAGAGUAUAUUUAGUGAGCGAACAGGUCAAAGUGACCAAAUGGCAAAUGGAAACAAACGGAAGCUGAAUUUUUCCAGAUCUGACAGGAAGGAAUUCCAUUUCCCAGAACUGCCUUUCACAGUACAGUCCAAGGAGGUGAAAGGAAUGGAAGUUAAACAGAUAAAAGUGCUGAAGAGGGCAUCAAAGAAAACAGAUUCAUCUAAAAUACCAACUUUACUUAAUGUGGAUCAAAAUCAAGAAAAACAAGAGGGUGGAGAUGGCCAUUUUAAGGGGAAGAAUUUGAAGAGGAACAGAUUUUUUUUCUGGUAG